UAUCCCCUUUUGAACAAAGUUGAAACCUCUUCUCUUAAACCUGAGAGAAUAAAUCAACUCUGCUUUGGUUCUUCUUCAUCAUAACACUUGCUUUUUUUUUAUUGCUUGAGUUUCAGUUUGUGAUGAUGGCUCAGAAACACUUGCACGAGCUACUGAAGGAGGAUCAAGAGCCAUUCCUUCUAAAGAACUACAUUUCCGACAGGCGCAGCCAGUUGCUGAAAGUGCAUUCCCCGAAGACCAUUUUGCAAGUGAAGAAACAAAAACCAAUCCAUCAAAAGAUUCAAAACUCAAGCUUCCCCGUUAACCUCUGCAAAAAUGCUUGCUUUCUUUCCUUACAGAACACCCCAGAUAUCAGAAAAUCACCACUCUUCGAAUUCAAAUCCCCAGAAAAGAGCCCCUGCAGGUCCUCCAACAACAACACCAUCUUCAUCCACAUCCCUGCAAGAACAGCAUCGCUUCUCCUCGAAGCCUCUCUCAGGAUUCAGAAAAAGUCAAAGACGAAAACCCACAACAAAAACAACGGCUUUGGCCUAUUGGGUUCGUUCUUCAAGAGACUAACUUCACGAAGCAGGAGCAGAAACAGGGAAAUAGAAGGUAACAACAACGUUAAGGUGUCGGUUAAGGAUAUCUUGAGGUGGGAUUCCUCUGUUGGAAGAAGAAAACCUUCCAAUGGAAGAGGGAAGGAGCAAGAAAACAAGGAUGUUAUUGUUGCUGCUGCUUCUGAGGUGUGUUCCUGUGAGGUGGGUUUCACCUGUUCUUGCAAUGGCAGUGUUGUGUGGUCAGAGACCAACGAGGACAAAUCGAUGGACAUGGAAACUUCGAGUAGUGGCCACUCUUAUGACUCUGCUGACGAAGAAGCUCAAUUUCCGAACAAACAGAAAGAAAAGGAUGAAUGUGCUUGCUUUGAUGAUCAUGGCUUCUUCUGUGAAAGCCCUUUUCGUUUUGUCCUCCAAAAAAGCCCCUCCUCCUCCUCCGGCCGCCGUACGCCGGAAUUUUCCUCGCCGGCGCUGUCGCCGAGUCGCAACAGAACAGAGGACAAUGAAAGUAAAGGAGAUGAUAGCCACAACAAAUUCCAAUCAGGGGAAGAAGAGGAAGAAGAGAAGGAACAAUGCAGUCCAGUUUCUGUUUUAGACCCACCCUUUGGGAAUGAUGAUGAUGAUGAUGUGCAUGAAAACGACGAAGAUGAUGAAGAGGGUGGUUUUGAUUUGGAGUGUAGCUAUGCCAAUGUACAAAGAACUAAGCAGCAGCUAUUAGACAGGCUUAGUAGAUUUGAGAAACUUGCGGAGUUAGAUCCAAUAGAACUUGAGAAAAGAAUGCUAGAUCAAGAAGACAACGAGUAUGAGACAUUUAUUGAAGAGGAUGAUAGUGAAACAUCAUGUGAAGAAGAAAAGGGCAUGAGAGAAAUAGUCUUUGAAAUCCUAUGCCAAUCAAGCGUUCAUGACAGAAAGCAAGCCCCAGAAGAACUUAAGAGACUAGUGUAUGAUCUCAUAAUGGAGGAAGAGAGAGAGGCUAAUUAUUCAGAAAAUAGGGACAUGGUGAUAAGAAGGGUUUGUGGGAGGUUGGAACUAUGGAAAGAAGUGGAGUCCAACACCAUUGAUAUGAUGAUAGAAGAGGACUUGUCUAGAGAGGAAGGUGGGUGGAAGAAAAAUGAUGUGCAAACAAGAGACUUGGUUGGGGAACUUGAGCUUGCUCUCUUUGGCUUUCUAGUGGAGGAACUAGUGUGUUAAUAUGGCAAAAUUUUGAACCAGCUGAAGAUGAGCACUUAGAAGAGUAGAGUCUGACUUGCACCUUAUUUGAAUGGGCUAGUUAGAAAAAAUACCCAAAAAGAUAAUUUGGGUUUGAGGGAAAACAUGGGGGAUAUGUACAUGAUUCGUGUAUGUUGCUGGCUACAAUGCUGUAAAUCACCUUCCUUGAUUAAAUACUAUAU
Messenger RNA from Gastrolobium bilobum, 1927 nucleotides. RefSeq lists its product as uncharacterized. The record is from RefSeq and is a predicted model, not a curated record. NCBI's taxonomy places the organism in Eukaryota, Viridiplantae, Streptophyta, Magnoliopsida, Fabales, Fabaceae. Bases 123 to 1727 code for a protein of 534 amino acids. The transcript has 3 exons.